This is a messenger RNA of Capsaspora owczarzaki ATCC 30864, 978 nucleotides long. RefSeq names its product UBX domain-containing protein 2B. Gene Ontology annotation, biological process: proteasome-mediated ubiquitin-dependent protein catabolic process; nuclear membrane reassembly; Golgi organization. Bases 1 to 978 code for a protein of 325 amino acids. Gene Ontology annotation, molecular function: ubiquitin binding. The record is from RefSeq and is a predicted model, not a curated record. Lineage: Eukaryota; Filasterea; Ministeriida; Capsasporidae. The transcript is spliced from 10 exons. Gene Ontology annotation, cellular component: cytosol; nucleus.
AUGUCUCGACUGGCGACGCUGAAGGACAUUCGCACCGACGAAGGCGACGAUCACGGCCACGGCAGCGACGACGACGACGAGCCCCAGCAGCACUACGCCGGCGGCACCGGUGGCUGCGUGGUUGGAGCUGCACCUGAACACGGGCACUCUGGCCUCAUUGAAGCUGUCGAGAGUGAUGGCGAUGGCCAGCUCAUCCAAGACCCGAGUCGUCGCGCUGGCAGAGGCAACGACAACCUCGUCCAGAACGUCUUCCGCCAAGCUCGCGAACAAGGCGCAAGCGAGGUCGAAGAUCAGCCAAGGCGUCAACGUCAAGCCGCGUUCGGUGGUGCAGGAAUGCGCCUGGGCGAUGGCAACGAGCCGCCACCGCAAGCUGGAGCCGCAUCGACUGCAGCAGCAGGAGCAGCAGCCGAGGAGCCCGCGUCGACAAAAGUGCACUACCGUCUGACGUUCUGGCGCGACGGUUUCUCCGUGGACGAUGGUCCGUUGCGUCGCUUCGACGACCCUCAGAAUGCUGCAUUCUUGGCCGACAUUCAACAAGGUGUUGCUCCUCGUGAGUUGAUAGGCAACACCAAUCCCGGAGAGGUCAGCAUCAGCUUGGUGGACAAUCGCACCCAAGAGUUUGUGCAGGUGAAGAAGCCAGCUCAGGCUUUUGCUGGUACUGGCUACACCCUUGGCACGCCCACUCCGAAUGUCAUCGGAACUCAGGCUGCUGGCCCGUCUGUCAGUGCAGCGCCAACUCCUGCGGCACCCGUCUCGCAGCUUUCUGUUGAUCCUUCACAGCCGACUACGAGCAUUCAAAUCCGCCUUGCUGACGGAACGCGUUCAACCAUUCGCACACCGUGGCGGACAUUCGCAACUUUGUGGCGGCGUCUCGACCCAGUGCCGUCAACUUUCCCGAACCGCGAGCUGACGGACGAGUCGCAGACCAUCAUUGCUGCAAAUCUUGCGAACGCUGUGCUUGUUCAAAAGCUCAAGUAG